Cynoglossus semilaevis (tongue sole) is the source of this 1805-nucleotide messenger RNA. RefSeq names its product katanin p60 (ATPase containing) subunit A 1 (gene katna1). Gene Ontology annotation, cellular component: microtubule cytoskeleton. Lineage: Eukaryota; Metazoa; Chordata; Actinopteri; Pleuronectiformes; Cynoglossidae. The record is from RefSeq and is a predicted model, not a curated record. The transcript is spliced from 11 exons. Gene Ontology annotation, molecular function: ATP hydrolysis activity; microtubule binding; microtubule severing ATPase activity. Bases 158 to 1621 code for a protein of 487 amino acids. Gene Ontology annotation, biological process: microtubule severing.
CAGUGUCAGUAAGGCUGAGCAGAAAUCACUAAGAGUUUUCCACACAGUCUGGGAGUUGGCUCUCCUUAACGCCACAGAGAGGUUGUUAGCGCUUGUAGUUUUCUGUUUGAACGUCAAAAGCGGAAGUCGUCACAGCUGACCAAGUGAAAAUGGGAGCAUGAGUCUCCGUGAAAUAAGUGAAAACGUGAAGCUGGCCCGGGAGUAUGCUCUGCUAGGAAACUACACCUCAGCCUGUGUUCUCUAUGAAGGGUUGUUGGAGCAAAUCAAAAAGUAUACGUACACAGUCCGGGACAGCAGUUUUCAGCUGAGAUGGCAGCAGUUGUGUCAAGAAAUCUUCGAAGAAAAGCAACAGGUUCAGGAUAUAAUGUCGACUCUGGAGAACUUUCAGUUGGACACAGCACCUCCGGCGCUGAGUAACGAUGACUUUGAUGCCAGGCCUGUACAUGUGGAACAGAGACAUUCCGCCUGUACUGUCAGUCGUCCGUCUAACCCUUAUAAGGAGAUCAAACCUUCCAACAUCCGCCUAAGUGCAGCCGUGCGGGCCCAGCAGAGGCACUCGUCACGGGGAGCCAACUUGGAGAAAGGAAAACCGACUAAAGGCAAAGAGAAGAAGGAGGCGAAGGAAGCGGUUGGCAAAACAAAAGAUGAUAAGAACAAAGCAGAGACCCAGGAAAAAGACAUUAAAAGGUUUGAUGGGACGGGAUAUGACAAAGACCUCGUAGAAGCGCUGGAGAGAGACAUAAUAACUCAGAAUCCAAAUAUUAAAUGGGAUGACAUCGCAGAUUUGGAAGAUGCGAAAAAACUCCUUAAGGAAGCCGUGGUGUUGCCAAUGUGGAUGCCAGCUUUCUUUAAAGGCAUACGAAGACCAUGGAAGGGCGUACUCAUGGUGGGACCUCCGGGGACAGGCAAAACACUUUUGGCUAAAGCGGUUGCUACUGAGUGCAAAACGACAUUUUUUAACGUUUCCUCCUCCACUCUGACCUCGAAGUACCGGGGAGAGUCUGAGAAACUUGUGCGUCUGCUUUUUGAAAUGGCACGUUUUUAUGCCCCCACUACAAUCUUCAUUGACGAGAUUGACUCUAUGUGCAGCCGCAGAGGAACGUCCGAGGAACACGAAGCCAGUCGUAGAGUUAAAGCGGAGCUCCUGGUGCAGAUGGACGGUGUGGGAGGAGCUACGGAAAACCAUGACCUGUCAAAGAUGGUCAUGGUCCUCGCUGCUACUAACUUUCCCUGGGACAUCGAUGAAGCUCUGAGGAGACGUCUGGAGAAAAGGAUCUACAUCCCUUUGCCUUCAACUAAGGGUCGAGUAGAACUGCUUAGGAUCAAUCUGAAGGAGCUGGAGCUGGCCAAUGAUGUUGACUUGGACAAAAUAGCUGACAAAAUGGAGGGAUACUCGGGAGCUGAUAUCACCAACGUGUGCAGAGAUGCCUCCCUGAUGGCCAUGAGGCGUCUCAUCGAGGGCCUCACACAAGAGGAGAUCUGCAACAUUUCCCGAGAUGAGAUGCACAUGCCCACAACCAUGCAGGACUUUGAGUCGGCUUUAAAGAAAGUAUCCAAGUCUGUAUCCGUCACCGACUUGGAGAAAUAUGAGAACUGGAUUGAAGAGUUUGGCUCCUGCUGAGAACCAAAACUCCUGGAGAUGUUCUUGAAAAAGGAUUUUUAUCUAACAUUGACCCUUUAAUUUUCUUUCUUUUUUUUUCCCCCCUGAAUAUUUUUUGUGUUUGUACUUUUGGGUGCGGGUUUUAUUUACCUUUUGUGAGAUAUCAAAAUGUGUCAACAACAAUAACAAUAUAUUUCUGUUAAUA